This is a messenger RNA of Onychostoma macrolepis, 12560 nucleotides long. It is a transcript of the gene grin2db, whose product is annotated as glutamate receptor ionotropic, NMDA 2D. The record is from RefSeq and is a predicted model, not a curated record. Gene Ontology annotation, molecular function: NMDA glutamate receptor activity; transmitter-gated monoatomic ion channel activity involved in regulation of postsynaptic membrane potential. The coding region runs from base 602 to 6484 and encodes 1960 amino acids. Gene Ontology annotation, cellular component: postsynaptic membrane; postsynaptic density membrane; plasma membrane. The transcript is spliced from 15 exons. NCBI's taxonomy places the organism in Eukaryota, Metazoa, Chordata, Actinopteri, Cypriniformes, Cyprinidae. Gene Ontology annotation, biological process: synaptic transmission, glutamatergic; excitatory postsynaptic potential; long-term synaptic potentiation.
CUAGUAAAUAUUUAUAUUGCAUGAUGAUAUGUGCGAGCAAAAGGAGGUGUGUGUGCGCGCGAGUGUGUGUGUGUGUGUGUGUGUGUGUGUGUAUGGGGAGGAAGAGGGCUGAGAGAGAGAGAGAGGAAGAGACCUCAAGCCACCCAGUUAUUAAUAUUAUUCCACACCGCUAAGUUUAGCAUUCAACACGUGUCGCUAGUGAUGGAGAGAGAGCGCGGGAGAGAGAGGCGGCCGGCGCGCGCGCGCGAAAGAGGGAGGUUGACGGUUGACGGUUGCUAGGUGACGAGGCGCAUAUACUGAAUUUUAACAAAAGAGCGGAGAAAGAGGGAGAGGGAGAGAGAGGAGCGAGAGAGAGAGAGAGAGAGAGAGAGAGAGAGAGGAGGGAGCGGGAGAUAGGUGGAGAGAGAGAGAGCUCGCGAAAAUUGAAUACAUGUAGAAUAUAUAUAUUUCUAGGUGUAUUUUCCCCGGAGAAGCCGCAAAAAGGAUACCUCGAGGGGAAUGAUGUGAAGAGAAUGGAGGGCCGAAAGGAGAGAGGGGGGACAGGCGCGUGAAAAACACAGCUUUCUUCGUACCCUCUCGUUUGGCCUCCUCGUUUUUUGCCAUGGUCACAGUACCCACACUCUCUCUGCUAUUGGCCCUGGUAGAAUGGGUGGGUCAGACUAGCUCCUCCCCUCAUCUCUUGCUCCGGCCCCGAGAGCGUGAACGGGACCCGGUGGCAUCAAUGCACUUCAACAUCGCAGUGAUCCACGCGGGCUCAACGGUUCAACAAGGGGAAGCAGGGGCUGCAGCAGCUGCGGGUAGGGUGCCAUACCCGGGCUUCGGACGUGUGCACAGCAGCUUCGGUGAGAGCGUCGUCACCCAGUGGGGAUCCGCAAACGUAAUCUGGCUCCAGGUGAAUGACAGCAGCCCCAGGACGCUGCUCUCUCAGCUGUGUGACUUGUUGGCAGCCAGACCCCUUCAGGGACUAGUGUAUGAAGAUGAGAGACCCCUCCCGCUGGCCUCUGGCCCCCUGGCCCCCAUGCUGGAGUUCGUUUCGGCCCAGACCGGCCUCCCCAUCGUUGCUGUGGGAGGGGGAGCGGGUCUGGGCAGGGUACCACAGGAGACCGGCUCAAUCUUCCUGCAGUUCAGCUCUUCCACCGCACUCCAAUUGGAGGUGAUCUUUGAGGUGCUGGAGGAGUAUGAUUGGACGGCCUUCUCGGUGGUGUCCACACGUCACCAUGGCUACCAGGACUUCCUGUCAAUAGUCGAAGGUUUGACCGACGGGUCAUUCAUCGGCUGGGAGAAGAAGAGCGUAGUGAUGUUGAAUUUAACCGAUGAUCCGGGAGGAGCGCGUGCACGGCGGCUGCUGAAAGAGAAUGAAGCACAGGUGCGGUUGUUAUACUGCUCUCAGGAGGAAGCAGAACAGGUGUUCCUCGCUGCUUGGGCAGCUGGUCAGGCCAGCGCCUCUCACAUAUGGUUCGCGGUGGGUCCGGCUUUGUCUGAGCUGGGCCUGACCGGACUACCCAAUCGGCUGUUUGCGGUCAGACCACAGGGCUGGAGGGACGAGCCCCGCAGACGUAUCGCCCGUGGGGUGUCCAUUCUUACCCAUGGAGCUGUCGCAUUGCGUAAGGACUACGGAGCCACUGGAGGGCCGCACUUUGUCACUAACUGUCAGACAGAUGGCAACAGAACACAGAGGAUCCGCGGUAGAAUGAAGUAUUUCAGUAACAUCACUCUCGGUGGGCGGGACUAUUCGUUCAAUAACGAGGGCUACCUGGCCAAUCCCUUUCUGGAUGUCAUCUCCUACACGCCUGGGAGUGGCUGGGAAGACGUAGGAUGGUGGGAGAACGGGGUGUUACGUCUGAGGUACCCUGCUUGGUCUCGAUAUGGUCCCUUCCUGCAGCCGCCCGAUGAUGCUCAGCACCUGAGGGUCGUGACCCUGGAGGAGCGGCCCUUCGUUAUCGUGGAGCUUGCAGACCCUGCCUCUGGAACCUGCAUUAGAGACUCUGUGCCUUGCAGACGGCCUCUCAAUGCCAGUGCACUUCAGGAAGGGGUGGCACCCAUGAAACAGUGCUGCAAAGGAUUCUGCAUCGACAUCCUUAAGCGAUUGGCCAGAAUUGUUGGCUUCACCUAUGACCUGUACUUGGUGACCAAUGGGAAACAUGGGAAAAAGAUUGAUGGAGUUUGGAACGGGAUGGUGGGAGAGGUUGUGUACAAGCGGGCAGACAUGGCGAUCGGCUCUCUCACUAUCAACGAGGAGAGGUCAGAGGUCGUGGACUUCUCUGUGCCCUUCGUGGAGACGGGCAUCAGCGUCAUGGUCUCUCGCAGUAACGGAACGGUCUCUCCCUCUGCUUUUCUUGAGCCGUACAGCCCUGCUGUGUGGGUGAUGAUGUUUGUAAUGUGCCUGACCGUGGUGGCAGUGACGGUUUUCAUCUUUGAGUUCUUCAGUCCAGUGGGGUACAACCGUAGCCUUCAGAGUGGCAAGAAGGCCGGAGGUUCUAAGUUCACAAUAGGGAAGUCAAUCUGGCUUCUUUGGGCUCUGGUUUUUAAUAACUCCGUUCCAGUGGAGAACCCCAAAGGAACCACUAGCAAGAUCAUGGUUCUUGUCUGGGCUUUCUUUGCUGUCAUCUUCCUGGCUAGCUACACUGCCAACCUGGCUGCCUUCAUGAUCCAAGAGGAAUACAUUGACACUGUGUCUGGCCUCAGCGAUAAAAAGUUUCAGCACCCCACAGAGCAGUACCCCCCUCUGAAAUUUGGAACGGUCCCUAACGGAAGCACAGAGAAAAACAUCCGCAGUAACUAUCCAGACAUGCACCAGUACAUGAUCAAAUACAACCAGAAGAGUGUGGAGGAUGCCAUCUCCCACCUCAAGACUGGUAAACUGGAUGCCUUAAUCUAUGAUGCAGCUGUAUUAAACUACAUGGCUCGUAAAGAUGAAGGCUGUAAAGUAAUGACCAUCGGCUCAGGGAAAGUAUUCGCCACGACUGGUUAUGGCAUCGCCCUGAUCAAGAACUCCCGCUGGAAACGGCCAUUGGACCUGGCCUUACUGCAGCUGGUGGGCGACGAUGAGAUUGAGAUGCUAGAGCGUCUCUGGCUCUCAGGGAUCUGUCAUAAUGAUAAAAUUGAGGUGAUGAGCUCCAAACUAGACAUAGACAACAUGGCUGGUGUCUUCUACAUGCUACUGGUGGCCAUGGGCCUAAGUCUGCUGGUCUUCGCCUGGGAACACCUGGUUUACUGGAGGCUACGGCACUGCAUGAGCAAAAUGGGCCAGUCCGGCAAACUUGACUUCCUACUCGCCUUCAGCAGGGGAAUGUAUAGCUGCUGCAGUUUUGAAGAUGAAACUGCACAAGGUGGGGUUAAAAUCACAGUUCCUGGCCACCAUCACACUGCCAUGGUUCCUGCUUCUUCCUCACAUGUGGUCACUUCAGCUGUAUCCACUCCAGCCAUUGCCAUGGUACAGCAACAGCAGCAGCAACCACAACAGCCUCAACCUCCUCAGUCUUACAAAACACCUCUUCCUGGAUCCCCUCCCACAAUUGUUCAUUCUGGAGCGGCCUUGGGUCCCACAAAUACUCAACUUGUUGGAGCUCCGCUACCAUGCACUACUUUCUUACCCCGGCCAGAUCGCAGAUUGGCGGUUGUGGACCGCUGGAGACUACCCAAAACUGCUAGUGCCACAACCUCCAUGGGUGUGAGAGGAGCUCUAGCAGAAACAGGACCCCUGCCUCAAAAGGUGGCACCUACCUGGGCAGGUGGUGGAGGUGCAGGUAGUGGUCUAGAUGGAUAUAAGCGCUACUAUGGACCUAUUGAUCCAGAGGGACUUGGGCCAUGUGUGGACCAACAGACAGGCUCUCAAACUCCCAAAACUGUUCCCAGAGCGCACCAACAACCCCCACCAACUAGUGUGGCUUUCUACCAGGAGAAGGGCAUGGACCAUGGCAUGGGGAAGAAGGUGGGAGUGGGUACUGGUGGAGGGGGUCAGGGUAGAGGGGUUAAAUCUCUGGGGACUCCCAGGCUUCCUCCUAAAAGCCAGGCCCCAGCCCCGCUGACACCUAACCCCCCGCUGCAGCACCCCUCUCCCCCUCUCCCUUCAUCCUUCUGGAGGAAACGGCGACCAAAAAAGCCCAAAGAACAUGGUGGCCCAUUGUACGAGAACAUCCUGCCACUGGGCCGGAGAGGUGGAGGCAGGGAAGCGAGUCGAAGACCGAGACCCUCUCCUCCUCUCCCCAUCCCGGUGCCAGUCACGCUUUCCCCAAGCUACACUCCUCCAUCCCCCUCUCCCUCACUCCCCUACACCUCCACAUCAUCCUCCUCAUCCACUACCAGCUCCUCAACCACAUCCUCAGCCACAUCCUCACGCUCCACCUCUCCUUCAUCCACUUCCACAGCUUCAUCUCGCAGCACCCGAGACAGAGAGGCUGAGGAAGAGGAUGAGGAGGAUUUGGAUGAGCUGACCGAAGAGUCUAGUCUUCUGCAGGGCCACAACAGAUCCAGGGACCGUGAGCAGUCCAUACUUUCCCCUAGAUCUCUCACUCAUGGACUUCCCCCUCCUAUACCCCCACGCAAACCGUGGGGUGCCUUUGGAGACAGGGAGCAUAAGAAAGACAGAGAGAGAGAAAGGGGUGGCAGUCAACUAGCACAGCUCCAGGAAUGGUGGGCAGGAUGGGCAGAGAGAGAGAGGGACAGGGAGAGAAGUGGCGGAGACCAGGGAGAUACAGAAAGGAAAAGAGAGAGGAAACGUAGGAAAGAGAGGGAAAAGGAGAAAAAGAAAAAGAAGAAGAAAAACAAAAAACGAAAAAAGAGGGAGGAGCGUGAAAGAGAAAGAGAAAGAGAAAGGAAGCGUCGCAAAGUGAAAAAGAAGAAAAAAAAGGCAAUGAAAACAAAAAAGAAGAAGAAGGUGUCAUCCGGCAAGCGGUCGGAGCCAGAGGAGGGUGAUGUUGAGGCAGAUAGAGAUGGAGAGGGGGAUGGGGAUAGAGAGGGAGAGUACUCGUCAUUUUCCACUCAAUAUCGCAGUGCAUUUGCGGACAAAGGCAGCCUUUCAGCUUGGGAGGGAGAGAGAGAAAGAGGGAGGAGAGAUGGAGGUGAGGACGACAGGGACGAACGAGAGGAUGAGAGUGGGGGAGGUAGAGGCAGAGAGAGAAGACCCAAAAGCUCCCAUUCACGACACCGACCAUCCAGUAAACGCUAUCCCAACCUCAACAAACUCCCCUCAUCAGUUAAAUUCUGGGUCAGUGGAGGCGAAGCAGGUGGCACGGAGGCCUCCGGACCCUCCCCUCCCUCCUCUUUGCAUACACUCCUCUCCUCAUCUAAGAGACGGAGGAGUAGUGGGGUAGAGAGAGAGGAAGAAGGGAGAGUAGGAGAACGCAGGCCACUGCUUCUCCACUAUGAAAGGGGGCGAGUUAACACGAGAGAAGGCUUGUCCUUCCAUGAGUGGGAGUCUGAGGAUGAGGAGGAAGAAGGGGAAGAAGAGGAGAGAGAGAGAGAACGUGAAAGAGAGAGAAUAGAGGAGAGAGUGCGGCGAGCAGGGAGAGGGGCAGUGUCAGAGUCUGAGCGGGAUAGAAUAAGAGCAGAGGAAAGCUUUUCCGAUGAGGGGUCCUCAGGAGAGUUUGGCCGUUUUGAGAGAUACUGGGAAGGAACUGGAGUGGGUGGAGCUAGUGGAAUUGGGGGUGGGGGCUGGUUUUUUGGAACAUAUCCUGCUCGAGAGAAAGGUGGAAGUAUCAACAGUAGAGAUGACUCUAUUUUGGGUCGGGCAGAAGGAUGGGGAUUGGCAGGUGAUUCUUGGGGUUCGGGUCCAGGGAUUGGAUGGGGAUCUGGAGGAGGCAGUGGAGGGCUAGGUUCACAGUGGCCACCCCCUCCCACUUCCCUGCCACCACCGCGACGCUACUGGUCAGUCGACAAACUACAGAUGAAGAGUGAGAAGCGAAGCCGCAGUGGGUCAAAGAGCAAAGGUCAGAGGUCUCGGGAUAGAAUGCAAGACGCAGCAUCAUGUACGUGUCCACAGUAUGGGCACGGUAGGCCCCACAUACACCACAAACACAGCAGCACUCAGUCUCACAGCCAGGAGGAUCUGCUUCCCCACUGCCACAGCUUCAGUGGAAGCUCUCGGCCCAAACCACCCCCUAAACCUGACAAAUCCAAAUCCGGAAGCCAAUCCAACCUAAGCUCCCAGCAAGCCCAGCUCUCCGAACACAUACCCCAGCCAUCACCCUCCCCACCUCAGCCACUCCUGCCCUCAUUACCUGUACCUUCUGCUCCCAACUCCCUACCCAUGCCCAUUCCUCCACCUCCAUCCUCUGCAUCCAUGUCCCCUCCACCUGUGCUCUCUCCCGGGGGUGCUUCCGGCUCCUCCCAGGCAGCCACCGCCAGCGCUAAGCUUCAGUACCAGAGACUUCGGUCUGUGCCCCAGCCAAGGCGAUUCUACUCCCCACACCUGCCACUCAAAGCCAAGAGCUUGUGCUCACGUCGUGGUUCUGCCCAUUUCUCCAGCCUAGAAAGUGAAGUAUGACACGGGGCUUCGCUGCUGCGCGUGUGUGUGAGCUCUACUGUGAAGCGCAGCUGGAGUGUGAUGCACAUACAUGUGCCGCACCAAGACGAGGAAAACGUCCACGACAGUGACCAGAGCAGCAAAGAAACAACAGUCAAAGCAGGGAAUGGCUCAACAAAUUCCGCCACGGUCACAAUGGAUACUCCAGCCGUGCUCCAUCUUCGGUCUGAGCUGAGUAUUACGAUGUCCUCAGUGCUUCUCUCCUCCAAUGAGAACAGUGGAUAGCAAAUGUCUGGGAUUUUUCUGUGAGUAAUGAUGUCAUGUUUACACAUAUACACUCCCUCAAACAAGGAAAAGACAUUUUUGCAUCGUGCACAUUCGACAUGUGACGACAGACAUCAAAUACUGCUGUGGCUCAAACUGACUAUUCAGUUUAUUUGCAGAUGACUCAGAAUUAAUCUAUAUUCAAUCUGAAUGCAGUCUUGGAGAGGCUCAGAUGAUCAGCAUCAACCCACUGACUGAAAAAGUGUCUCCAUGGCAACCUGAUGCACAUAGAUACAGAAAUGCCCUUUUUUUCUUUUUGACACUUGCAACAUUGAUGUUUUGCCAUCGCCCUUUGGCUUCCUCUUUCAAGGCCAUGCUGGAAAAUUAUUAAUUGAAAUUUGACCUCAAAGUAAACAAGAGUAAACUAUGUCACUCUUUCUGUAUUUCUGAAGCUAAUCAGAACUUACAUGGAGCUAUUUCACUCAUCAAAACUUUGGUUGUCCUAUCAAAACUCCAAUGCCAUGGUGUCACUUUGACAUCAAAUAGAGAUGACAUUAUGUUCUAAAGAGACAUACUUCAAAAGAAAAACAAUAAGAACACAAACAAAAAUGUAGCAAUUUUUCCUGUAUAAUUUUUUCCCUUCAGGUUUUCUUUUCUUUUAAUGCUGUUUAUUGCUCUCACUGUGGUCGUAUUUUAACAAAAGGGUAAACCAGCUGUGUCUGAUGUUAAAUAGUGGGAAUAUAGAUGCAAGGGCAAUUUUUACUAAGUUAUUUAUUUGUUUUGAUAGAAGAAUUUUCAAAUUGUCACAACUAGAUCCACGGCACUGCCCAAUACGAUGGUCCUUUCUUUGCAUACAAGCAAUACUUGUCUUUCAUCAAACGAUGAUGGGUUGCAAUAUUUAUGAUUGGCACUAGAUGGCUACAUAAUAUUAAAAACUGUACGUUAACGAUUACAAAUGGUGGACCAUGAGUGGAUCAUGCCUGUUGUUUUGUUCCUUAAUCACCACGUGUUAGAACCGGAACAGACAGCUUACAGCGUUUCUGGGAUGGUAAACGGCAUUGUUUAGAAGAGCUGAGGCUGUCAUUGUCACUGAUGGUGCAUUUUCAAGUCAAGCCUACUUCCAGUGCAGAGUUGCAUGUAAUAAAGCACAAGUUGCUGACUCUUGUCAGUGCAAACAUUAACAUAUGAUAAUGAGGAGUCAAGGACAAACACAAUACUGAUCGAUUUUUAGCCAAAAGCAUUCUACACCAUUUAUUUUGGCGAAAGAAUUGAUGUCAGUCAUACAGAGAUUCAGUUUCUGAAUACCUAUUUGACGUCAGGCACCGCUUAUUUGCCCAUGUUGUAGUUGAAUGUAGCUUUGAAAUGAUUUAGCAAAAAGUAGAUAUGCGGUAGAUUUUGUAGCAUUCUGGAUGCAGUUACACAUCACAAGAAGUGACAAUUACACUUUUAUUAUGGGGGGCAUAGAGGGCUUGUACAUGUCGUCACAGAUCAACAGAUUUGAUUGCCCUUUAUUUGAUACACCUGUUCACGCGGAAAUAAGUGAUGUUUGUCUCCCUUUCAUAUCUUGUUCAUUUAAACAAGACCACCUGGGGAAGGUUCGUCAUCAUUUGCAGUGAAAUUUAGGGCUUUUCCACUUUUUAAAGACCCACGUGUCAUCGCAUGAGUCAAGAAAUAACAAGCUCAGGUAUUGAAUUGCGUGUUGUGUAAACCGAAUCACACACAGCCGCUUAAUCCCCUCGGUCAGCGUUUCUUCCAAUGCCGGGAAUACGGGUGCGUCAGCGGAAAGUCCACCGCACCCGGCAUGGAAGCGCGGCGGGGGGCAGGGAGAUGGAUGUAGAAUGAUUGAAUUAAUAUAGUGUGCCAUGAGUACACUUGAUCUGUCAUUGACCCUUACUGAGUCAGAAGGCGCUAACACAGUAUUCUGUGACUGCAUGUACAGAACGGACUUAUAAUUCCCAUGUAGCUUUUUUCUUGAGAACAAAAAGAAAUAUUAUCUCUAUAUACUAUGUUUUUGAGAAUGUAUCAUGUUAUACUGUGAAUUGACUUAGAUAUUUUAUUGCCCAUUGUAUUCAGUUUUCAUUGCCAUCAUAUCAUUUAUCUAUACAAAAUAUAUAUGUACAAAUAAAUAUAUACAUAUAUAUAUAUAUAUAUACAGACAGGUAUAUAUAAUGAGUUAAGUUUGAUAUACUUGGAGGAAGUGGUAGAUAUAGUUUUAAAUGUUUUAGCUUUGUAGCAAUUCUAGACUCUGGAGACAUUUUUGAAUUUUGAUUCCUCCUAUAUGACUGUGAAAACAUUAGUGCCUGUGAAGAAAAAACAAGAAACAAGUCUAAUAUCCUUUCAUUCAUCCAUCCAUCCUUCUGUCCAUCUUUUCAUUAUUUAUAGCAAAUCUUCACAAUUACUCUGAUACUACCUAAAUAGCUUUCAGAUCAUUUGUGUUUUAAGCCCUUUGCUCAUGUUGUGUUGCGUCCUUAUCGCUGGUCUGUCCUUUUGACAUUCUGCCAUUCCUGCUUUCCCUCUAGCCAGUUAAUAUUCCAUCUAUCAGUCCGACCAUCCAUCCAUUCAAUCACCUAUCAGUCCAUCAGUCUAACUGCUGAUUUCUUCUUAUUCUGUAGUUUUCUCAUGAUCUUUUUUCCACAGAACCAUUGAUUAGGCAACUUAAACAAUGUACCUCUGGCAUUUUGCUUUUUUAGAUAUUUUUUAAUCUCUCUGUUUAUCCCUCUGUAUGUUCUCUCAGUUAGCAAAAAACAAAACCAGAAAAAAAAAACAGAGACCAGUAGCUACUGUGUUCCUGCUCCUAUCAAUUGAUUAUUGAAGAUAAUGAUCAAUUAAAGUUCUGAUGUAAUUGAUAAACGACUGAAAAUGUGACUGAAGAGUUGUACCUAAUGACCAUGACACUGUAGUGAGAGUCUGGGCUGUACUGUACACAACUCACUGUUACUGUGCUGACUAGAUGGGGUAAUGUGUGUAAACUAACUGUAAAAUAAUGUUGGCGUACUGACUCAUGUUGGUUAGGAGGUACAUAUCAUAGUAGGCAAUAGAUAAGUCAUCCCAUCGCCAAACAAACACUCACCAAAGGCUUAAUCCCCUCCCCUCGUCUGUUUAGACUGGUGACCUGAUUGUGAAAUAGACAAAGUACAGGGUUGGAUAUUGUUGCUAGAAUUGUCAGUGGUGGUCAAUAUUUGGCUGGGAAAUUAAAGUCACGUAUUGUGUUAAGGGCUGGUCAGCUGCUAUUUUAGAUUCAGUAUGAUGAGUUUGUUUGAGUGUCAGUACAUAAGAGAAAAGCCUAGUUUUCUUUUCUACACUGCUGCAACCACACUGAUGCAUUAUGUGUGUGCUAUUUAUUUCCUACACGGAAUUUGUGCCCAAAAUUCGGAAACAACAUCAUUUAAAAAGUUGCGCACAUCUGAUACACCUUGUAUAUUCAUUUACACUAUUGUUCAAGUUUGGAGUCAGUGAGAUUUUCAUACUUUUAUUCAGUAUUGAUCAAAAGUGACAGUAAAGGCAUUUAUAAUGAAGAAAAUUCUAUUUCAAAUGCUGCUGUUUUAAAUGUUCAUCAGAGAUUCUCAGAGAAUAUUUAACUGUUUUCAGUAUUGGUAGUAAUAAGAAUUAUUUCUUGAACACCAAAUCAGCAUACUGGAAUGAUUUCUGAUGUGUCACUGAAGACUGGAGUAACGACUGUUGAAAAUUUAGCUUUGCAAUCGCAGUAAUAAAUUAUAUUUUAGAAUAGAAAACCGUUAUUAGGGGCCAAGCACCUAUUGUAUCUGUUAAUUUUCUUCUUCCUCUUCUACUCGGGAAGUCUAUGGCAGCCUAUAGAACCGCUUGCGGGGAAGUUAUGAAAUUUUGGCACACAGAUAGAGGACAGUCUCAAUAUUAACCAUAGCAAAUUUGGAAUGUCUAUCUCUAGCACCACCAACAGGCCAAAUGGCACUCAUGUUUCUGCUAAUAACUUUUGAACCAUGAAUCUAAAAGCAAAAGAAUUCCAUAGCUCCAUAGCUCAUGCUGAGUCGAAUGCACUCCAAAAUUAAAAUUUCUAUGGGUCAAGAUUUUCCGCAAAAGUUUGUCAAAUUUUCACCAAAAUUGACUCUGUUCAUCUCCAGAGUAUUCUGGCAAAAAGUUGUCAAAAGCUUUCUGAUAUACCAAACCAUUUCUGUAAAGCACGUUAACAAAUUUGAUGAAGUUUGUGCAAAAAUGGAUAUGAGGCUAUAUCUUCACAACACGAAUUCUGACCAAACUUGGUAUGUGUUAUAACAAGCAUGACUUGCAGGCACAUGAGUAGUUUCUGCAUCUCCUAGUGGUCAGAAAAUAUUUUACAAAUUGACAUUUCUGCUUAUAACUGAAGAGUUCAGCUUCAACUCUAAUCAAACACACCUGAACCAGCUAAUCAAGGUGUUCAUGACUACUAAAAAUUACAGACACGUGUUGAAGCAUGGUUGGAACUUAAGCUCCUCAACUCAUUUUACCUCUGUUGUGCUUGGCCCAUUUUACUGUAUUUUUGAUCAGAUGAAUGCAGCCUUGGUUGAGCAUGAAGGAAAAAAACAUUAAACCAUUAAAUUUUUUUACUGACCUCAGACGUUUGAACGGUAGUGUAUUAAGCUAUAAGCUUUUAGCUACCAAUAGGUAUUUAGAACUUUUAAUUUCACCUUUAACAAAACUUAAAGUCCUCAUAUUCCAUUUGUGCUUGCUAAUGAGUGACAUAAUGAAUUUAAGGGUCUGUACUCAGUGAGUGAACGAGUGAGAGAAUGGAAACAGAUUAUAUGCAGGUUUGUACUGCACAUACAGCUUUGUAAGUGUUUCAUUAUUUAUGUGGUGAUUGUGCAUGUGAGAGAGUGUGGUGCACAUACAUUAUAUAUACACAUCAAUACAAGGUAUCUGUCUCUCUUUUUCCUUCGUACCUCUCUACCAGAUUAUUCAGCCAUUUCCUCUCUAUUCUCUCACUCAUUGGGCUGCUAUAAUGCAUAAUUGACUCACUCAGGACAGACAUACACACACACACUCGCUGCAGCUUCAUGGAUUUUGAAUCCUGCAGGUGUUCUAGAACUUUCUCUUGCUCGCUCUCCCCCUCAGGAGCUUGGAGUAGGCUCAGAGUAGCUCCAGGUAGCUGUUGGCACCAUGAUAUGAGGCAUUACUUGACAGGCGGCUCUAUGGAUAAAAGUGCAGCUCUUCCCUCUUGAUCACAGCUGAGCAGAGAUCAGUGUGUGUGUGUGUGUGUGUGUGUGUGUGUGCGCAUGUGUGUUUGUGUGAAAGCAGGUCAGCCCCUGUGAUAGACCACUACAUGCUUUACUUAGCCUACCCUUAUUCCACAAGCUGCAGCUGUACACCAACAAUAACGUCUGAGACUCAAGGCUGGAAACUCACUCUAGUGUUGCUUUCUCAUGCAAUGAAAGUGAUUUUGCAUCUUACAUGUUGUGAAACCCAUAUUUGAACAGGGUCCUCCAUGUCACAUCACAUUCAUAAUCAUGUAAUCCCAUGUCCCAUUCAAAAUGCAGAAGGAAAAGAAUGAAAUAAUUACUGCUUCACUUUGUCUUAACAGCUAAAAUUUAUUUUGUUUGAGCAUUUUAUUACUAUUAUUGUUUGGAUCUGUUUUUAGCUUUCUCACUAUUUUUUAAAUGGAUUGAUGUGGCAUUGUGUAACCUGCACUGUAACUAAAGGCAAUGUGAGUGUGUAUGUGUGUGAUGGGCAUCAGGUGAGGAUGUUUAUUGCCUUUGUACUGUACAGUCCAGACAGAAUUCCUCCACCAAUCAGAUUUUGUUUGGUUAUGACAUCAUGUCCUGGGAAGGGGUUUGAAGGGGUCAGUGCUAAGAAUUGCUUCAUAAAGAAUACUCUCUUUAAAAUA